UGCUGCUCUCGCCCAGUGCAUUGUGGUCUGUGUGCUAAAGGAAGCUGCUGCACCGGAAUCUGAAGAAUUUGAGGUGUCCGCCAAGUCUGCUGUUCAUCGUCGCCUCGUCUCUCCGUGUCUCUAUCUGCACCGUGCUUUCGGCGGAUAGACUGUAAGGUUCAGCAAGAAGAGAAAAUGUCUCAGGCCGAAAAAAUGAAGCAGGGGCAGUUCUCCAACCCUGAGACCCCAGGGUAUGUUGGAUUUGCCAAUCUGCCGAAUCAGGUUCAUCGCAAGUCAGUGAAGAAAGGAUUUGAGUUUACGUUGAUGGUGGUAGGUGAGUCCGGACUUGGAAAAUCCACCCUGAUCAACAGCCUGUUCCUCACUGACCUUUACCCCGAGAGAGUCAUCCCUGGAGCAGCAGAAAAGAUUGAAAGAACAGUUCAGAUCGAGGCGUCCACAGUAGAAAUUGAGGAGCGAGGGGUGAAGCUCCGUCUCACCGUGGUCGACACACCAGGAUACGGAGACGCCAUCAACAGCCAAGACUGUUUCAGCACCAUUAUCAGCUACAUCGAUGACCAGUUUGAGCGCUACCUCCAUGACGAGAGCGGUCUUAAUCGUAGACACAUCGUAGACAACAGAGUUCACUGCUGCUUCUAUUUCAUCUCCCCGCUUGGCCACGGCCUGAAACCCCUGGAUGUUCAGUUUAUGAAGGCCAUUCACAAUAAGGUCAACGUGGUUCCUGUCAUCGCCAAGGCAGACACACUCACCCUCAGAGAGAGGGAGAGGCUUAAGCGCAGGAUUCUGGAUGAGAUCGAUGAACAUGGUAUCAAGAUUUACCACCUUCCUGAUGCUGAGUCUGAUGAAGAUGAGGACUUCAAAGAGCAGACCAGGAUCCUCAAGGCUAGCAUCCCAUUCGCUGUGGUGGGAUCCAACCAGCAGAUUGAGGCCAAGGGGAAGAAGGUGAGGGGUCGUCUGUACCCCUGGGGAGUGGUGGAGGUGGAGAAUCCAGAGCACAACGAUUUCCUCAAGCUGCGGAUCAUGCUCAUCACCCACAUGCAGGAUCUACAGGAAGUGACCCAGGACCUCCACUACGAGAACUUCCGCUCGGACCGCCUCAAGCGGGGUGGCAGGUUGUCCUCCCAUGGUUACAUUCUGCCUCUUUCUCCUGCAAAGGGACCGGAGCCAGAGGAAAUGGACAAGGAUAUGAUCCUGCAGGAGAAGGAGGCUGAGUUGAGACGAAUGCAGGAGAUGAUUGCUAAGAUGCAGGCCCAGAUGCAGAAUCAGGGAGCCGGAGAGGGAGAGGCGUGAAAAGUCUGCGGUGUUUGAGCCACUUCUCGAGUUUGACUAGAGGGAGACUGAUGAUAGCAGAGAAGGUGUGAAGGCCAUCUGGUUAUUGACUCGUACUGCUUGCCACUAUUUUUUAUUCCAAUCCUACAUGGGAUGUGGAGUCUUUUUUUAAUUUUACAUACAGUUAAGUAUAUUCAAACAGUGUUAAGUUUAUAUAUUUACACACAGUUCUGUUUCUUAAUUUUUUUUUAAAUUUUGUUUCAUUUCCUUAAAACUUAUGCCAGUUAUUCAAAUGAAGUCAUGUGACCUAUCUUUUAAAAUGAUGGCAUAUAUCUUGGGAUGUUCUGUUACUUUUCCAUUUUUUUUGUUCCCUUACUGUUUUUGCUCUUUAGAAAAACCAAAGUAUCACUGCUUGUAUUUGACGCUUUUAGUGCUAAAAAAAAAAAACAUCUGUCGAAGCGCGUGCUAACCUGUGCUCUGUGAAAGAGCUUCCUUGGGAGAGCCAAUCAUGGUGAAAAUAAGUAGCAGAAAUAUGCUUUUUAUGCCAUUGUUAUGCCAUUGUCUCAAUACUCUUUUUGUCGAGAGAAACCAUGAUAACAUAUUCCCUCUGGUUAAGAGACCACACAAGCUUCCCUUUAAAUAGGGUCCACCCUGCUCAGUAUUAAUCACAACACCCUCCUCAUGUGCAUGUGACUCUCGAGGCUGUCUGGUCAAAAUUCAGGUGAAUUUCCCCUCUAGUGAUGUGUUGGGAUCAGUUUCCUGUCCAAAUCUUCGUCAUUAGUGCAGUUCUCAGAUCAGUGUCUCUAAGUACAACAGAAUUCAAGUGUUUUGAGUUUGAUACAAAUUAAAUAAACUGUGACCCUCGACCUCCUCCAGUCUUCCUGUAGACCUGACAAAUGAAGGACAGGCAAAUGAGGCGUGACGCCUCUGCUUGGUGCUUUCAGUGAGCUAGAUGUAUUUAGUCCACGUCUCCUCCACUCUGUAAAGUGAAGUCAUGUGCCAGGGAGCACUAACUGUUCUGUCGUUAUUGAUGCAGUGAGAUUUAAAGAGGUAUAAACUCGUACCUAUCCCAACUGCUGAGUACUUUGUGGUUUCCUUGACCGCAGAGAUUAACAGUGACCCGAUGAGGUCAGUGUAGCCAACGUUUCCCUCACCAGCCAAGAAGUGAGUUCUUGACAUUCCUCUUUGUGCUGUUUUUAUCCAAUAUUAAAGUACCAAAUAUUGUUUUGAUGCAUAUAUUGUAAUAAAAGUUUUAUUAAACUUUA
Acanthopagrus latus (yellowfin seabream) is the source of this 2531-nucleotide messenger RNA. RefSeq names its product septin 2 (gene septin2). Gene Ontology annotation, cellular component: synaptic vesicle; septin complex; microtubule cytoskeleton. The transcript is spliced from 13 exons. Lineage: Eukaryota; Metazoa; Chordata; Actinopteri; Spariformes; Sparidae. The record is from RefSeq and is a predicted model, not a curated record. Gene Ontology annotation, molecular function: GTP binding; molecular adaptor activity; GTPase activity. Gene Ontology annotation, biological process: regulation of exocytosis; cell division; cilium assembly. Bases 175 to 1287 code for a protein of 370 amino acids.